Osmia bicornis bicornis is the source of this 13905-nucleotide messenger RNA. It is a transcript of the gene crp, whose product is annotated as helix-loop-helix protein 11. Gene Ontology annotation, cellular component: nucleus. Bases 19 to 1656 code for a protein of 545 amino acids. The transcript has 6 exons. The record is from RefSeq and is a predicted model, not a curated record. Gene Ontology annotation, biological process: regulation of transcription by RNA polymerase II. Lineage: Eukaryota; Metazoa; Arthropoda; Insecta; Hymenoptera; Megachilidae. Gene Ontology annotation, molecular function: DNA-binding transcription factor activity, RNA polymerase II-specific; RNA polymerase II cis-regulatory region sequence-specific DNA binding; protein dimerization activity.
GCUGCGGACUAACGAGAUAUGUCAGUGUUUGGUGAAGAGGAUCGAAUUUUGCUCGAGGAAAUCGUUGAAACCACCGAAGAACAAGAAACUAACCUGUGCGGAAAUAUUGGAGCGGUAGAGGAGGGCUCGGUGACCACGGGCGUGACGGUCGCCGAGGUCGGUGAUUCUCAAGAGCAACAUCAUCAACAGCAACAGCAAUCGAAAAGCAACGGCACGGUAUCCCGGCGUGUUGCUGGUCAGAACGUUGCUCUGAGCAACGGUAACGGUGCCAGCAACGUCGGCCGUGUUACACCGCGUAGCCACAUGGAGCAGGAGAAGCGUAUGCGGCGAGAAAUCGCCAACAGCAACGAGCGACGUCGGAUGCAAAGUAUUAACGCCGGUUUCCAAUCGCUCAGGACCUUGCUGCCGCACCACGAAGGCGAGAAACUCUCUAAGGCUGCGAUACUACAGCAGACCGCCGAAUACAUUUACCAGCUGGAGCAAGAAAAGACUCAGCUGCUUUCACAGAACUGUCACCUGAAACGACUGGUCAAUCAGCACGAGGGUGGCGAUGUACCGACUAAGAAACGCAAGCCGGAAAGUCAAGGAGGAGUAGUGGUUAGUCUACCGAUGCACGUUAGCGAGAGUGGUGACGAAGGAUUGGGCAGCAUGUCUCCGGAACCGUUGUCGGUAAUCACGGUGACCACAGAGGGACAUUCCGUGGUCAACAGCGAGGUAGUGGAGCUGAGAAGACAGUUGGAAAGAGAACGCCACGCGAGGUUGCAUCUGGAGAAGCAGAUGAGAGCUAUACAGAGUCAGCUGUACCCGGAAAGAUUUCGGGACAAUCAGCUGAUCACUUAUCAACCGCACGAGGUGAUCGAACACACGGACAACGUGAUCGCUCAGGAGACCGAGGAAGCGGUCGCCGCGCUCCAGGUAGUUUCCGUGGUAUCGAUGCCACCGGUUGGCUCCACGCAGACGGUGGAAUCGUCUAGUCCAGACCCGAGUUCACCGUCGCUGUCUCCGCAGCCCGCCGACAUGGUUACAGAGGAGAUCAAAGAGGAGGAAGCUGGGCCGGAGAGUCCGAAGAUCGUCGCGUUCAGUCAAAACCAGGUGUUUACUGCGAUCGAAGAGCCGACCACCGCGGACUCCUUCUCGAGUCACGUCACGUACGCCGCCAGUAUAGGGGAUUUCAAAACCCAGUCGCCGGAAUACAUCACCAGUAGCCCUACCAGGCCAUUCUCGCCGGACGCGGAACCUCAACGGUUACCUAGCGUCCUGGAGGCGGCUAUGAAAGCCGAGCCUAAGGUCGAGGUCGAGAGGUUGCCGUCGCCAUCGAACACCCUAGAAGACGGUUCUCCUCAGGCGAGGCUGUACCUGGGGAACUCGACCUCUCGACAGAACCUGGAGACGAUCGUCGAAGCGAUACGUCACCUGGAGGGAGAUCAUCUCUUCAGCGACGAGCCGGCGCAGGAUGUGCCACUGGCGUUAACCAACAAACAGACCGCGGCAGUGGUUGUGACCACGUCGAACAAAUGCUCGACGACGAGCAGCACGACGACGUCCUCGCCGACGGUGGCGAAGCAGCGGCUACUCCAAGCCGAGUUCCUCCAGUUCCACAGGCAACAACAACAGGCCCAGCAGCGACCCGGCGUGAUCGUGGUGAAGCAUUCGUGAUCGAAAGGCGCGUCGCGAUUAGCAAACUGAACGCGAGCUCACCGCGGCGAACUCGCCUCCGCUCGAGAGUAACGAACAAUUUUCCGCGACAAAUUCGCUGAUAGAAGGAGACCAGACGUCAACAGGAUGAUUCGAAUUUCCCUUCUGAAUGUGUGUUAGACGCGCGUACGUGUUAAGUAGCUGAGAGACGAGGAUUAUAAAUGAUGAGAGAUGAUGCACAAGGAUGUAUACAGUUUACGUUCUCACCAUGGACACUCGAGUCGUCGAAGGGUUAUCCCUUCGAGGAUCAACCCUGCCAGGCGGCUCCUUGUUCGGUGUAACCACCGGCUGACGUUUUAAUCAGUGUCCGGUCGGUGUUUUCGUAUGUUCCUACUGCCCGGCUGGUCCGCCUUCGCUUCGACCACCUGACCGACCCAUUUGUUUUUUAAAUCCAUACCACUGUUGUUGUUUUCGUUCGAGAUAAACGUGCGUUGUUCCUCGACAGGGUCGAGCUGGUUGCGACUUAAUCGCGGUUAAAUCGCAACGAGACAGAUCGAGCGAGUUCGAUCCGGUCGCAUACCCUCUUUAUGCGUGUGCUCGGUCAGGAUGAAACUCGAAACGAAGGUAGGGCUUAACGUCGAAGCUCGACGAAAGGAUUCUCGCCACCGAGUCGUCGAUACGUUUUCCUCUUCACACCCCUGUCCUGUUUUUUAUUUUUUUUUUCUCUUCUUCCCUCCUCCCGCCCCGUCCCCACCGGUUUCUUGUAAAAUAUAUUUUCCCUCUCGAAUCAUCGUCGAAUCUCUUCUUUUUUUCUUUUCGAGAGGCGCAUCCACGUUCUCCCCGGAAUCUUCUUUCGAGGGAUUCUCCUUUCUCGCACCCCCCUCCCGUCCCACCGGAUCAAAUCGUCAGACUCCGACAGCAGCGCCCCCUUCGUCCCUUCGCGAAUCGGGACACAGCCGAAGGUGGGCGUUUCUUCUCGUGUUACGAGGCAGGAUUUUCAUUCGUGUUCUUUUUUUUUCCUUUCUUGUUCUCUAGACUUAAGGCGAUUUGCUACCACGAUAAAAUAAUAAUUAUUCCUAGAUCGUAAGGCUGCGUAUGCUGUCUCGUACCGAUGUAUACAUAUGUACACACGAUAUAUACGUAUAUACACAGCAGAGAUGUGUAAUAGAGUACGCUCCUCCCCCGCGAAAGUAUAUAUUGGAAGAAAAGAAAACAUUUGCGACCAUGCCCGACGAUUCGCUGUACAAUUAUAUAAUUUCCUUUUUUUUUUUUAUUGCUAGCAAACAAAGAGAGAACGAGAGACGAUUUUUGAUACACGAAAUCACGAGUACACUCGCAUUACAUACAUAUGUAUAUGUAUAUAUAAGAUGUACACACGCCGCAUGCUUAAUAUUUGACACACAUUAAUAAUCGCAACGCUUGCUCGACAGAAGCAUUUGUUCAGCCGCUCGAGAGGAAUUUCGCCGUUUAAUCUGUGCCAAAUAUCGAGUUAUCAGAUUUUUGUUCCUUCGUAGUUUAGCGAGGGCUGAUCGGUACGUCCGACGUGGACCGGAGUUCGAGGAUCGUUCAACCCCUUUCGACAAUUAUCGGCUCGCCAACUGACAUUUUCUAUCACUUUUUUAAACAACCACCCUCGCAUACCCUCUCGUCCAUCACCGAUCUCAAAAGAUAUUUGUAAUCGAAACGCAGAAGGCUGAAACACUGGGAGCAAUCGCGCCAUCCCCCCACGCACCCCCGAUCAUUUUCAUGAACGUCUCAUGAUAGAGAUUCGGAGUUGAAGAUUUUUUCGUGCCUUUCGAGGGGAGGAACGAUCGUCCCCGAGCUGGACGAACCGAUCGGCCGAUACGUAUAUAUAUAUAUCUCUCUCUCUCUUUUCUGUUACGCACCACACUUCUUCACCUUUUCAAUCAUUUCCAUUUGAAACGGACUGAUGUCACCCAUACGAACCGAUAGCAAGCGUUGAGUUUAUCUCUUUUUUCCCCCUCUUUUCUUUUUCCGAACAAUGCGCGCGAGUAUUGCCUAUGAUUAAAAGAAAAAAAUAAAAAGAAGAGAGGCAUACGGUUAAGCAGAGUUUAGUUAACGUUUAACAGUUAGAUAAGGUAGGAAGUGUUAGCCAAGUACACGAUUGAAAUACAAGCAAGUUAUUAAAUAUUGUCUAUCGGUAUGAUAAAUGUGAAAACGCUAAUCCGUAAUUGUACUGUGUGUAUAUAAACCUACUAUAGCGAUGUUGCAUACGUUACGCGAAGGAAACGUACGACGAAUAAGCUUCUUUGCGAGACGAGGACGCGAAAGGAUUGAAAGAGAAUGGAUAGGCAAGGUUUCUUCGUAUCUGCAACGCGUCCCUCUUUUUUCUAUCACGUGUUCAUCGUUUUUCUACGAUUUUCGACGUUUUUUUCCCUACCCCCACAGCCCUCCGCUCCGUUCAUCGUGACGCGACCAAAUAACGACCCGGGGAACGCAUCGCGACAGGUACGAAGAACGAUCCGCGAUUUUCUAUGUAGGUGAACUUCGAAGAGACAAAACAAGUGUAAUUAAAACUUUGAUAUAUUGUAUCUAAUUCUCUUUCGAGGGCGCCCUUACGAAGGGAGCCGUGUACAAAUUGCAAUCUCGAUGUCGAUGUUCGCGCGAGGACGCACGAGGGCCUAAAAAGUCGAGACGCGAGUUUCUUUCAUCGUUCAUAGUGUUCCCAUUUUUUUUUUCAUUUCUCUCCUUUGUUUUUUUUUUUUUUUUAAGUAUAUAUAUAUAUAUGUAUAUAUAUAUAUACGUGUACAUUGAAGUAUGAUUACAAAACAGUUCGACGAUUUUUCCAGCGAAUCUCGCAGCCUUUCUUUCGCGAACGACCAUCGGUUUUUCUUGUAUUCUUCAGUUUUCUUUUCUUUUUCCGGAUUGAAUCGCGUGUAUGCGCGCGAUCGAGAUCUCCCCUCUUUCGGCUCUGAAUGCGUGAUCACGCGUACAAGACAAAUUUAUUUCAAUUUAUCCUCAACGCGUUCCUUGAUACGUCUGGAACGAUUUUAACGCGUCUCGUAGGAAUUUCAGAAUUGUUAGCGGACAGAACUCGAGGAGCUUAAGAACGACGUUGUUUGUAGCGAGAAAGAGGUCUGUUCCUUAAUUAGAAAUUAAGAAAUCCGAUUCGUAUAUUCGCGAUCAAAUUAGGCUUCUUCAGAAAAAGAAAAAAAUGCGACGCCCUACCGCCCUUCUCUGCGCGGGCUUAUUUGAAUUCAAAUUUUCUUUAUUAUUCGUAUCAUUCUUAUAAUAUUUAAUUAUUCAAAAUCACAUUAUUUUGUCUCUAAAUCACUUUUAAUAUUGGUAUCGUUGAAAUUAGGAUUUUGAAGCCUGAUUUGAUCGCAGGUGUACGUGUUUCCCCGUAGGCGUAACAAGGGACGGGUUGAAUGUUUAAAAAAAAAAAAAAAAUAUUUCAAGCGCUUCCAUGUACUCGUGGAUAAGCGCGUUACGAUGUAUACGAGAAUAUUGCGCGCAUACAUUGCGUCUAAUUAUUAAGAAAGAAAAAGAAAAAGAACAAAAAAAUCUAUACAAACACACAUCAUGCGUGCGCAUUUACACAGAAUUACUUUUACGAGCAUUUAGACUCUACAGUUUUAGAGAAACAAGCCUUAACCUUCCUAAGGCUUCGUGCAACUCCUUUUUUCUCUCGUUUUUCAAUCUGGAUAAUUAUUUUUUCUUUCUUCCUUUUUCUUCUUUCUUUAAGUUGAGGCGAAGCUCUUAGGGAUGCUAAGAUAGACUGUAAGUUUGUGAGCUAGUGCGUGAAUGGGCCCCAUCAUGCUUUUCUUCCCUACACGCGUUGACGUGUAUCUUUUUAUCCGUUUCCAUGAAAACUAGUGAAUUCAUUCGUUUCGGGAAUACACGUCAGCGUAAACGAUUUCUUUUUUUUUUUAAAUUGUUCACGAAAUAGAAAGAAAGUUUUCAAUUUGCACCACGUACGGGUCCAAAGAGCGUAAGAAAAAAAAAAAUAUUGAAAAAAAUACAAAAAAAAAGGAGAGAGAAACAGAGUGACGAAUGAACAAAAAAAAAAAAAAAAAAAACUAAUGACGGAUUUUCGAGUGGUGCUUCUGUCGCGACUAAAAAACAGGUUCAUAUAUAAUCGUACAUUGAGAGAAAUGUAGAGAAAGGAAACAGGAAAUGGUACAAUCGAACAGCCACUUCAGAAUUCAACGUUUUCCCCCCUCCGAUUAUCACCGUGACGAGAACCGAGGCUCGGUUUAUUUUCUUUUUUUUUUUUAAUCGUUGACUAUAUAUAAAUUAUAUUAUAUAUAUAUAGAAAAUAUAUACACGAAACAAUGGCUCCUAUAACUUCUUUACGAAUAAACUUAAAAUAAAAAAAAAAAACAGGUUGCUAGAGAAAUGGUAAAUAAGUAGAAGAAAAGAGGAUCGAGAGGAGGAUGUCGAGAGAGAGAGAGAGAGAGAGAAAAAAAAAAAGAAAUAAGAAUCCUUUUAACGUUUAGGCGAGCGUGGCUGUGCGGAUAGCGAGUGACUAUGAAUUAAUUAGAAAACGAGAAGUUUAUUGCUAAGGAUAAUUUUCAUGUGUACUCUUUACACGGCAAAUGGCGACUGAAAGCUACCCCUCUCGAAUAAAAGAUACUAAUAAUAUUGGGCUUAUUGCCUUGUGGAAAGAACGAGAACGACGAUAGAACGUUCGUUUCGUGUCUUUCCGUUUUCGAAUUUCCCGCGCUUCAGAUUUCGAACGGAGAGGGGGUAACCGCGUGUGCCUCCGCGUAGGCGAAUCAAUCGAUCAAUCAAUCGACUACGGUGAUUAUUUUUCUAUCGCGCUUUCGGUCGCCACGUGCCCAAAGAGAACGACGAAUAAAAAAAUGAUGAAAAAAGUACACUGUGCAUAGCGUAAGUCGUAGGGUGAUAAAAUGCGGCCACAGUGUUUUUUUCUGCGUGUUGCGAAGAAGCGUGCAAAGAUGGCGUGAACGAAAAACUAGAGAGAACGAGUUAGAAGUAGCGGAAAGAUGGUAGAUAGCGUAACCGGAAGAUCGCUAGUUCCGGAAAUUCUUGUUUUCGAGAACAGAACUGAGUAGCGAUUAAGAGAGGAAGGGUGCGACAGUAAACGAUAUUGCGAUUUGGUUUAGCUGUGUAGAGCAAUCAAAGUUUCAUUUUUCUUUUUCUUUUUUCUUUUUUUUUUUUUUUUUUUUUUUAACGAAAUAACGUGUAAAUCAUUCUUUUUUUCUUCUUUGAUCGAAAAGAAAAUUCCGGAAACUCCGCGCGAUCUGGUUGGGCAUUAUUCGCGUUUUCUUCAAUUAAUAUUUCAGAAAUUAAUCGAUUAACCCUUGAACGGCGAAGCCUGGGUCAAUGGUGAGCCAAAUUGAAUUGAAUAAAUUUCAUAUAUUAAUAAGAUAAUUUGCAAAGCAACAAUGUAAAAUUAAGAAAAUUAAAUUAAUAUAAAAUAUGAAAUUAAAUUAAAAUUGGGGCUCUCUCCAUGGUCCGCCGUUCAAGGGUUUAUCGUAGCGAUCUUGUGAAGGUCGAUCGAGACGAUGUAAUUUGUUCGAAGCACCGUCCAAUUAAUAUCCUGAAAAGAUUGCAAAGAUUCGCGAAGGGGACAUUGUAACAGUAUUAUGGAUAGGAAGAAUUAUUUCUUUUUCUUUUUUAAUUAUAAUUAUCUAUCGACGGUAAAGUCGCAGUAAAACCUCGAUUAUUGUACGUGUAUAUUAUUUAUUCGAUGGUAACAAGCUUUUUAUUUCAAUGAUGAAGAAAAUUAAGAUUUUUAAUAAAUGUUAGUAAUUGUGACGGUUCUCUUGCAAGACUACAUGCAAUAUCGGACCUUUCGUUUUUGUACUUUUUAAUUAUUCAUAAGCGUUGCGAGAAGACACACCGAUGUUAUUAUCCGUUGUUAAGACUACUAUAUUCAAAUCCAGUCUUUUAUGAUUCAGAAUAAAUGAACAUACUAAGAACCAGAAGCGAUUGUGACUUUCGUAACCGCAACUUAUUUAUUCCACAACGUGUAGAUUUUAUACAUGGAAAGUUUUAAUUAACAAAACUUUUGCGAAGUUUUAUUCUGUUUAAUUUAAAACUUGUAUCACGCGCUGAUAUAGGUAAGAGGAUUUUCAUGAAUUUCGAGGUUUCACUGCGACAGGAAUUUAAAAAAAAAAUAAUAAAUAAAAAAAGAAGGAAAAGUCGUCGAAAACAUUGAAACAUUCUGAUGGAAUAAUGGUGUUCAGAUAAUCAAAGUUCCACUGUGCUCGACGAGAAUAAUUAAUCGUAAUUUGAACAGAAAACAAAGAAAGGAAAAACAGUGAAGAGAAAAGAAGAAAAAGUUCCUCAAGUUCAAGCUGCGUUUGCCGCGUGCAUUUGCAUUCCCGCGUGUGAAACACGGAACGAGAAAAAAAAGAGAGAAAUGGGAAACAACGGAUGCCUUUGCACGUCGUAAACGCUGCCUGCAUCAAGUAAACACAGACUGCCAUUGAGUUGAAUGUACUCGUUUGUAAUCGAUUCGCGUAACGAAAGGGAAGAAACUGAUAAAACAGCCCACGUGUGUGUGUUUUACGAGUGUGUAUGCGUGUGAAAGCUAAGAGAGAACAACGAAUGAGUGUCAGAACGCGUGAAUAUCGUUUCAUUAAUUAUUAUUAACGCUUCGAAUACCAUAAUUUUAGGAGAAUUCAUUGAUUCAAUCGAUACGACAUUUCUUGCGAUUUUUAUUUCAAAUCGGACACGUACUGUCAAUAUCUUUUUCUUAUUAUCGUCGUUAAUUUAUUUCGAUUCAGAAACAUUUUCAAGUGACAAUUUGUUAGAAAUAUUUUUAAACAACAGAGGUGUGCUUGAACAGAGAAGUUCGGACGAGAUCGGGUAAGCGCGGUCUGACUUCGGGUCAGCUCGACAGAGAUCGGACGCGCUCGGUUCCCGGUUCUUUCGAGCCUUAAAAUCGAGCGGAUUCGAUUUUUGCCGAAUCGAUCCGAAGUUUCCGACCCGCCAUAACCUUGCACACUCCUGCUGAAGAAAUGAAAUUUCAUGUAAGAUUUUUUUAAACUUUUCUAGACGAAAGGCUGAAACGAGAAAUCGCACAGCAGAAAGAAUACUGUCGUAACGAUGUUUCUGUUGUUUUCUUCUCUUCUCUUUUCUUUUCUUUACUUCGAUAAACUAGUUUGUAAUUGUAGGAUUCUUAAGAUUUGAUUUUGUAAUCGAUACCGCAUCAGGGGAGGAGGAAGACUCCUCAAACGAUUUUUCUUUUUCAGUUUUAUUUAUUUUUUUUCGUAAACGAUAUUUCUGUUAACAUGUUCACGUAACGGAGAGAAAAAGAUGAUAAAAAAAGUAAAUAAAUUUGCAAUGGUACAGCAGUAUUGUUUUUCGAUCCGAAAAAAAAUCAAUCCCUUCUAAGAGUGCAAAUUUCUUAUUAGUGGAAUUUCAAAAAUUUAUUUAAUCGUGUUCCUUAUGUAAAUUUAAAACAAUUCAUCGUAACAGUAUUCUUUCUUAUUGAUGUGCGAGAUAUUAAAAUGUGUCCUUUACGAAACGAAACAAAAAAAAAAAGACGAGGGUGUGCGUGCGUGUAUGCUCGAUGAUUUAAUUACUACGUGUCCAUCUUUUAGAUCGAAUUCAAUAAUCGAUGCAUUCUUGUCGAAUUGACAGGGCAUUUAGUGCCAACGAUCAUAGAAAUAAUUACCAAUAUUUAGACAGAACACACGUGGUUUUAGCAAUAGAGAGAGAGAGUGGAACUAGGGAAUUUUUACCUGGAAACGUCGAACUCUGCGCAUAUCUAGAAAGACUGUCGUUUUAUUGGUCCUGAAAGGGAAUAAAAGUCGUUUAAAACGAUUUCAUCGAUUUCAAUUUCCCUGUAAGGAUACUUCAAAUCUGGUUAAAAUUUCUAAUGUACGAUUUUUCUAAGUGGAUAUAUAAAGGAUUAAUAUAGGGUGAAAGAUCAUUUUUUCUACGAGUUUCUUAAAAAUCAUUCAUGUUUCAUCAGAUUAAUCUUAAACUGCUAGUAACAAAGGUGACAAUGUUAAGUGCCUAACAUUGCAGCUCACACUAGAUGCGAUGAGAACAUCAGUUAUUUGUGACAAUGUUUUCUACGAACGUCUAAAACCUACUGAAACUUAUACAAGUGCAAUAUAAAUUGUGCGAGUCUUUAACAAUUUUAAAUAUAUCAAGUUCUUACAAAAUGGGAAGAAAAUAAUAAUAAAAAAAAAAACAUUACAGAAUACUACGUACAAGAGAAUACAUCUUUUACCUGAAUUAUUUCGUUGCCAAAACAAUCACGUAUUUCGAUCUUAAAAAUCAAUCCAUUCGUUCACGACUGCAUCGAUUAACAUUGAUCGAUCGUAAACACUACUCGAGCAAAUUUCAACGAUCAGUUCAAUUAAGUGCAAUCAUCAAUUGAGAAAGCAUACAAAUGAUUGUAAAAAUUAUCUAUUAACCCUUUUGCUAUAGUAAUAUUUAAUAAAAUUCUUCCGACUUGCCACAUAGAGUUACUUUAAUUCUUAAGUUUUUUUCACUUUAUUUAUUAUGUCUUUGCAGUCACCCUUAGUAGCGAAAGGGUUAAUGCGAUUCAAGAGAAUUUAUACCAAGGCAAGAUUGUUGAAAAGAAUUCGAGUCAAUUUCAAGGACGUAAUUGUACAUAAAUUAAAGGGGACGGGAAGGAGGGUGGAGGAAGAAAAGGAAAGAAAUAACGUAAUUAUGGUCAUGAUAAGUUUAAAGUAGUUUGUCGCUUUUAUUUCGUUCGUUUUGUACCUUAUCGCUGUUAGUAAAACGAGAAGCGCGUAAAAUUGAAUUUGGCUGGCGAGAUGAGCGAAUUAAAUCGUCGAUUAAAUUUCUGGUCGCGAAAAUUGAUCGUCUCGAGCCAAGAAAUUUAUUAGUCUAGUCGAUUUUGAAUCGCAAUUAGGCUAUCGACGGUCUGUGUCCCGAGUGUAAAUUGUUUGAAAAAAUACUUCGGGACAAAAAACAGGCCUGAUUCGAAGAAGAAAAUCGCGUGGGAAAUAAUAUUAAAACCACGCAACCUGCUCGUAGUUAGAUAAUGGAAAAAAGAAGAAUAUAAAAUCCGAUACUCGAAAGAGCAGGGAAAAUGAGUAUCAUGGUUUUUAGACAUAUAUGAUCUGGUAUUAUUUUUUGUAGAAUCUCGCUGGAACUGAGCGAUGAUUAGCAGUCGACUUGUUAGUAUAAUUUGUCGAGUGUAGCUUCUGAUGGCAGAAGAGAACAAUGGCGUAACUAGGAUUUUUCUGGGGUGGUUUCGGGCUUAUAGAAAGUUUGAAAUUCUGGAAUUUUUUAAUUCUAGAAUCUUAAGACAGCCAGUCCACACUUUUGGGGGGACUAGGCGCCCCCUGCCCUUCACCUACUUACCGGAAGAGAGAGAAGAAUUUUAACGCUAGAACAACGUACACCUCCUUUUAUAUUGACUGAGAAUAAAUAAAAGACGAAAUAAUCAUUCUUUAUCUCGUUCAUCCAUAUAAAAAAAUCAUCAAAUUAUUUAUUUCUCUCAAUCGACACUCGACUGCUGAUUCAGUAGCGCCACCAUAGAUUUAGCAGUAGACGUAAAGAGUAGCACGCGUUACCAUAAUUUGCAUUAUUUUCAACGAAUCUUUAUUUAAUCCAUAGACCGGUAUGUUUUAAACGCCGAAUUCUUGAUUGAUUAAUGAGAAAUUGAAUUUUCAAAUUGAUCAAGCUGCGGGCCUAUGGAUUAACAAGAGCUACAAUGACUUCCAACGAGAAUUAUUCCGGUCGUCAAAGUAUUAAGAGAAUCGUCGAAGUAUAAGAUUUAAGGAAACCAGUGAGGUAUCCAACAAAUCGCAUUCCUUCUUCGAAUUAGCGGAAACGGAAGAACGGACGCGAUAAUUAGAUAGAACUCUAGCGUGUGAUCGAAGCGAAUGAAACGAGAAAAGAAAAUGAAUGCUUGAAAAUAUAAGUGUACAUGUGUCUAUGAAUGAAAAAUGAGAAAAAGAAAGAGCGUAUGUAGGCGUGCAAGCGGAAAUGGUUAACUCUAAGCGUCGUAAUUAAGAAAGAAAAACGUAAAAAUUAAGAAAGAAGUGAAAAUACAUUGACUGCACUGAAACGGCUCGAGCGAACCACGGAAAACAGGACCGACUUUUCCUGCCGACUUCCUUUUUUUACUCUUUCAAAAUUACAAUUCAAAAACAAAGCUCUCCCCUUGCGUUCACACCUCUGCAUCGUAUGAAAAUAAUUAUUAACUGUUUGCGAACAGAAUUAUCAUAGUAAUGUAUAAUUUCGUACGUUAAAGGUGUGUGGAUCAUCUUUAGUUUCAAGGUUUCGUACUUCGGGACGAAACGGAAAACUUCGGGCGAGAUCGAGUCGGCUCGACAAAAAUCGGCAGUGUUCGGUUCCGCAGCUCAAGAGAAUCAGGAACCGAGUGCAUCCGACUUUUGCCGAGUCAAUUAGAAGUUUCCAUCCUGUCUUCAUUUCCCUCACCCAUGUAAGCGGGGACAGAACGACUAUUUAUUUUAUUUUAAAUUAUUAAUAUUCUUUGUAUACAUCGUGUCAAGGUUAGUAAUGCUUUGUCCUGGAAAGGUUAACGACGAAGCGUCCCGAGUAAGUGAAGAAAAUAUAUAAACUGCGAUAGUAUCAGUAACAGUGUUGAGCCGGAACAAGACGGUCCUCGAAGAUUUGCGCCGUUUCCGGCGAUUUCUCGUUCGCUCGGGUCGAUCGAUAGAGUUUAAGCUGUAUUUGGUUACUACAUCGACGAACGAAAGGGGUUCGGAGCGGAUGUUUCGUGCAAACGCGACGGGUUCGAAGUCUGGUUGUUUGCAAAAUAUGAAAAAAAAAAAGGUUUUAAAAACAAUUGGACUUUCAGAUACGGGAACUCGGUCGCCACGUGCUCGCGUUGUAAGAGGAAAUACUAAUCGAGAAUAAUAUAUUAUCUUGUCGGAUAAUGUAUUAUAACUAUAUGAAAGAUAAUUUAUUAUAUUAAAUAGCGUAUUAUUGUAUAGACAGCGAUGAAACGUUGCACCGCGUCGAUCAGCAAUAAUAAGAGAAAAAGAGAAACGAAUGACAGAAUCGCGAGAAAGGAAAGCAUACGAUGGGAUACUAGGGAAAAGGGAAUAAAUAUAUGGCGACAAGUGAAAGUGCAAUGUUUUAUUGUUAUAUGUAAGUCAACUUCCUGACAGUGGGAGAAACGAAGUCUUCGUACUAUUUGCAUUAUUGAUUUAUCGUUAUACCAACGUGGUAAACAAUACAUUACGAUUACGAGUAACGAGGAUAUUAAACAGACGGUAUCUAUUGAUUCUGUUGGCGAUUUUAAGACGCGUUCGAUAAUUCUCCUAUUUUCAAUUCUGACUUGAACUGUCGACACAUUUAUGGCACAGAAUAACAUAGAUUAUUGAAAAUAUUAAAUAUUAAUUUUUCUCAGGAUGCCUAUACUCGAAACUGAAAUAAAACUACUUUGUUAGAAUGCGUCUUAAAAUUGUUGGUGUGUUUUCUAGUUAUUAUGCGAUAAGUUCAGGUAUUCAGAAAAACCGAAGCAUUUUAAUUGAUAGGAGGGAGAAUCAUUUUACUUUUCCUUCAUUUUCUAUAUACUUUGUAUAUUCCCACGUAAUCAUUAUAUUUAGAAAGACAGUGUAUAAUUAUUAUCGACUGGUAAAAAGAGAAUUAUUACGACUAAACGUUUAUUUUAUUGUUAAUUAACCAAAUUUUAUUGAGCCGAACCCGUUGACGUCGUUAUGGUGCGAUUCGAUUCAAUUUAUAUGUACUCCUUUCUCUUACCAAUUAUUCAAAUACAUUAAAUUCGAGGCGAUGGUUAGUCGAUAAAAUAGAUAUACUCGAUCGGGUACGAAGGUGUUAAUCGAUCGAAACUUAAUUUAUAUUACAUGGAAUCGUUUUCACCCUCUGUCGCUAAUUAAUCACGAUUUAUCGAGCCGCAUGGAUAACUGAUAAUCGAGUCGCACCGUUUUAUCGACAUUAUAAUCGUCAUAAAGAUAACGUAUAGUAAAACCUCGCAAAUCUGUCGACGUUGGUGAAGCAAUCGACCGGUUUUUUUAGAAACUAGAGAGGCAAGAGAUUGCGCCAAUAGAGAAGUACAAAUUAUUAAUGGAGAGAACGAGAUAGAGAGAGGGAGAGAAAGAAAUAGUAUGUAUCCGUGUGUAUAUGUGUCCGUAUGAGAGAAAUGAAGAGAAAAAGAGAGAGAAGAAGAACCAUAAAAAUGCGAAUAAAAUCAAUCAUUCGAGAAUGAGAUAAUGUGACCAAUAACGAAUGAAGUGUAACAUCUAAUGUUUAGUUUCAUCGCUUUUUAUUCAUUAUCUUUGAUUAUAUUAUUGCUUGUAAUAAUUCAUUCGAGAUACCUUGAAUACAAAAAGUAAUAAACAACGUUAGCCCAUCUUA